AUGGAGGCGCCGGCCGCGACCCGCGGCCCCGCCGAGGGCGCCCCGGCAGUCGCCGUGGCCGAGGUGCGCUGCCCCGGCCCCGCGCCGCUCCGCCUGCUCGAGUGGAAGGUGGCGGCGGGCGCGGCGGUGCGCAUCGGCUCGGUGCUGGCCGUGUGCGAGGCCGCCGCCUCCGCGCAGCCCGCCGGGGGCGCCCCGGCCCGCGCCUCGGGGAGCUGCGUGCGCACGGCGCGGGCUGAGCGCAGGCUGCGGUCGGAGCGCGCUGGCGUGGUGCGGGAGCUGUGCGCCCAGCCGGGCCAGCUGCUGGCCCCCGGGGCAGUGCUGGUGAGACUGGAAGGCUGCAGCCACCCGGUGGUCAUGAAGGGGUUGUGUGCCGAGUGCGGCCAGGACCUGACCCAGUUGCAGAGUAAGAAUGGCAAGCAGCAGAUGCCACUGUCCACAGCAACCGUGUCCAUGGUGCACAGCGUGCCAGAGCUGAUGGUGAGCUCCGAGCAAGCUGAAAAAAUAGCAAGGGAGGACCAGCAGCGACUGCAUCGCAACAGGAAGCUGGUGCUCAUGGUCGACCUGGACCAGACCCUGAUCCACACGACGGAGCAGCACUGUCCACAGAUGUCCAAUAAAGGCAUCUUCCACUUCCAGCUGGGCCGGGGCGAGCCGAUGCUGCACACCCGCCUGCGCCCUCACUGCAAGGACUUCCUGGAGAAGAUCGCGAGGCUGUACGAGCUGCACGUGUUCACCUUCGGCAGCCGGCUGUACGCGCACACAAUCGCAGGCUUUUUAGACCCUGAGAAGAAGCUUUUUUCUCAUCGCAUACUGUCGAGGGACGAAUGCAUCGACCCGUUUUCUAAAACAGGAAACCUGAGAAACCUUUUUCCCUGCGGAGACUCCAUGGUGUGCAUCAUUGACGACCGGGAAGACGUCUGGAAGUUCGCCCCCAACCUGAUCACUGUGAAGAAAUACGUGUACUUCCAGGGCACCGGCGACCUGCACGCCCCCCCGGGGCCCCGCGAGCCACAGACCAGAAAGAAAGCCAACCAUUCUUGUAAAGGCACUGAUGUCCUAGAACCAGCCUUGCCCGGGAAGGACUCUGAGGAGGGAAGGCAGCUUCCUGGGGUGGAGCUGAGCGGCGGCUUCCCGAAGCCCACGAGGGAGCUGAACGGCGGCGAGGCCGUGCUGGGUGCUUGUGCCCAAGGGGCCAUGCCCCGCCUCGGGAAGGCUGAUGACCAGGACGCCGGGACCCCUGCCCCCGUCUCUGCCAGCAACCACGAGCCAGGAGCUCCCGGGCCGCAGGGGUCGUGUGGGCAGGGUGGUCGGACCCCAGCACAGCCCACUCAGGGCACCCCGGGCACAGAUUUGGACUUUGACCUGUCCAGUGACAGUGAGAGCAGCGCGUCGGACGCCUCCGCCUCUGGUGGGGAAGGUGAGAAGAGGGGCCGGAAGAAGCCGAGGCCCCCCCAGGAUGGAGCGAGAGUACUGCAUCAGGGAGGGGCCCCCGACCCUGGCGGAGGCAAGCCCCCGGGCACCGGCCACGCGGCAGAGCCCCCGCCCAGUGUGCUGGACGUGCCGGAAGACAGCGAGCGGGGCAGCCUCUGCGGCCUGGGCAACGGCUGUGCCGACAGGAAGGAGGCCGAGACGGAGUCGCAGAACAGCGAGCAGUCAGGCGUCACCGCGGGCGAGUCCCUGGACCAGAGUGUGGAGGAGGAGGAGGAGGAGGAGGAGGAGGACGCGGAUGAUGACGACCACCUCAUCCACCUCGAGGAGAUCCUGGCCCGCGUGCAUGCCGACUACUACACCAGGUACGACAGGUACCUCAACAGAGAGGUCGAGGAAGCCCCAGACAUGCGCAAGAUCGUGCCGGAGCUCAAGAGUAAGGUGCUGGCGGGGGUCGUCAUCACCUUCAGCGGGCUGCACCCGGCGAACUUCCCCAUCGAGAAGACGCGGGAGCACUACCAUGCCACGGCCCUGGGAGCCAAGAUCCUCACCCGGCUGGUGCUGAACCCUGACGCCCCUGACAGAGCCACCCACCUGAUCGCGGCGCGGGCAGGCACAGAGAAGGUGCGCCAGGCCCAGGAGUGCCGGCACCUGCACGUGGUCAACCCCGACUGGCUGUGGAGCUGCCUGGAGCGCUGGGACAAGGUGGAGGAGCAGCUCUUCCCGCUCCGGGACGACGACGCCAAGGCACCACGGGAGAACAGCCCUGCAGCCUCUCUGGACAAGCAGGGCGCGCUUCACCCGGCCUUGUUUCACCCGGCGCCUGUGCACGCCAAGGCCCAGCCUGGCCCUGAGGUUCGGAUCUACGACUCCAAGACAGGGAAGCUCAUCAGGACAGGCGCCCAGGGCCCAGGGCCUGCGGCCUGCAGCUCGCUGCCCCCCCACGGGGAGCCCUCCUCCUUCAGAGCUGCUCAGCCACAGCAGCAGCAGAUGUUUGGUGGAGCUGCGCCCGACGCGUGCGAUGGAGAACAGCCCGGCCCUUCUCGGAGAAAGCGACAGCCCAGCAUGUCAGAGACCAUGCCGCUGUACACCCUUUGCAAGGAAGACUUAGAGAGCAUGGACAGAGAGGUGGACGACAUCCUCGGAGAAGGCAGUGAUGACAGCGACAGUGAGAAGAAGAAGGCCGACGGCCAGGAGGAGGAGCAGGAGGGGAGGCCCCCGCCCACGAAGCCAGAGGCCUGGGGGUCCCACGGGGAGCAGCUGCUCGGGUCAUCUGCAUGCAGUGAGAGGACUGGGGCCAGCGUCCGGGGGCCCAGAGGCCACAAGAGGAAGCUGAGUGAGGACGGCACCGCCAGUGACUCCAGCAGGGAGUCGAGCGACGCGGACGGGGAGGGCAGCAGCUCCGAGGCGGACGAGAUGGCCGCGGCCCUGGAGGCGGAGCUCGGCGACCUGGUGUGAUGGGGGGCGCGUCCUCGCCAGGGCCGCCCCUCGGGGUCCGUUUCCUCACAAAGACAUAUUUUGCAGAGCUCCACGUAAACACGUUAUUUUGCAGAAAUGGAUGUUUUUAAGAAGUUUUACUACAAAAUACAGGAAAAUCUACUUUUUUAAGUGAGAGGGCAUUGAAGGGUGUCCCCGUGCCCAGCCCCAGGGCUCCGCAGAGCCUGCCUUGGAUGGGGGCGGGGGGUGGGUGCGCUUCCCUCCAGUCCCACAGCUCGCGCCGGGGCUGGGGGAGCACGCGGGGUCUGCGGCGACGCCCUGGGGAGAGGCCGGGCGCAGGGGCCCCAUCUGAGUGGCACGGCCCCCUGCGGGGUCCCUGCUGCAGCCAGGCUGCCCUCGCCGUGUCCUGCCCGGGUGGCCUUGUGCUCCUGUGAGACCCGAUGUAAAGUUUUGUAUAUCUUUUCAUAUUGGAUCCACCACGCAGAUCUCUCAUUUAAUAAAAACCCUUUUCGUACACUGCUCUCCGUGCCUUGCUGU
This is a messenger RNA of Lepus europaeus (European hare), 3402 nucleotides long. It is a transcript of the gene CTDP1, whose product is annotated as CTD phosphatase subunit 1. Lineage: Eukaryota; Metazoa; Chordata; Mammalia; Lagomorpha; Leporidae. The record is from RefSeq and is a predicted model, not a curated record. Gene Ontology annotation, molecular function: RNA polymerase II CTD heptapeptide repeat phosphatase activity. Gene Ontology annotation, cellular component: nucleus. Bases 1 to 2886 code for a protein of 961 amino acids. The transcript has 13 exons.